This is a messenger RNA of Westerdykella ornata, 1380 nucleotides long. Its product is annotated as enoyl-CoA hydratase/isomerase family protein. The transcript is spliced from 3 exons. The record is from RefSeq and is a predicted model, not a curated record. The coding region runs from base 1 to 993 and encodes 330 amino acids. Lineage: Eukaryota; Fungi; Ascomycota; Dothideomycetes; Pleosporales; Sporormiaceae.
AUGGCGAGCCCCAACCCCAACAUCACACUCCCCAAAUCCUACAAUGACCUCCCCUUCACGCAGAUAAAAACCCAGCACUACGAAAAGGACCCCUCCAUCAUCAUCCUCACGCUAUAUCGCCCCAAGAACAACAAUGCCUUCACGAACACCAUGAUGCUGGAGAUCGAGCAGGCGUACAGCAUGUUCAACAUUGAUGACCGCGUGCGUGUUAUCGUAGUUACGGGCCACGGACGCAUCUUCUGCGCAGGCGCAGAUCUGGAGAUUGGUUUCAGGAAGACGGAUGAGGCGGCAAAUGAGCAUAGGGAUGGCUUCGCAGGCCACAUGCCCAACAACGCCGUGAAGGGAGAAAAUACUAACCAAACCACUCCACGCAGCGGCGGCCGCGUAACCCUCGCCAUCCACCACUGCCGCAAGCCCACCAUCGGCGCCCUGCAAGGCUCCGCCGUCGGCAUCGGCAUCACCAUGACGCUCCCCAUGAACAUCCGCGUCGCCUACAAGGGUGCAAAAAUCGGCUUCGUCUUCGCCCGCCGCGGCCUCAUCAUGGAAGCCUGCUCGUCCUUCUUCCUGCCCCGGCUCAUCGGCCACUCGCGCGCCAUGCAGGCCGUCACCACGGGCCAGACGUAUCUGGCUAGCGAUCCCGUGUUCCGCGAUUUGUUCGCGUAUACGAUGGAGAGGCCUGAGGAGGUGCUGCCCAAGGCGCUCGAGAUUGCGGAGGAGGUGGCGAGGAAUACGAGUACGGUGAGCACGUUUCUUAUGAAGGAGCUUAUGUAUCGUGAUGCUGGGAGCGCAGAGGGCCAGCAUUUGUUGGAUUCUAGGGUUAUUUAUGAGCUAUUCCAGACUCCGGAUAACAUGGAAGGAGUUGAGUCUUUCUUGCAGAAGAGACCUCCCAAGUUCACGGGUACCAUGGAGAACACAAAUGUCUUAGCAUAUCCGUGGUGGAUGCCAAUCGAUGUUAGAGCCAAGGGAGGUCCUGUAGCCAAGCCGAAGAUUUAGAAGGUUUCUGAGGCAUGGUGUCCAUGGUCGAACUGAAACGAAAACGAAUCGAGUCGUCAGCAAUCAUUUCUUCAUUGCUAUCUCACCCACAUGGUGGCCAUGCGCUGGUGCUCUAGGACUCGGGUAUUCCGUCCCGACACACAUUUGUGCCGUCACACCCUCUCACCACGCCCUUUUCGCCUGAUUUGGAUUGAACAUUUUAGGGAUUUUGAUUCGUGCCUAGUAUACUUCAUCCUUGAAGCCAUGCAGAAGAACCCCCAAAAGCCAUAUCAUCCGGGCCCAUCCAGUUUGCACUCCACAGAAGGAAAACACGCUUAGAAGAAAGUCGAAGGUCGGCGGGCAGCAAAGAUCUUCUUGCUGGUGGUCUUGUUGACACGGUGGGGCAGA